Molecule: messenger RNA, 625 nt
Organism: Ceratina calcarata
Lineage: Eukaryota; Metazoa; Arthropoda; Insecta; Hymenoptera; Apidae
Exons: 2
Coding region: 270-464 (64 amino acids)
Source: RefSeq, a predicted model, not a curated record
AGUAUCGGCGUCGACGAAUCGGGUUGCAAAGAAACCAUCGAAAGUGGUCGAUCGGUUCAAGCCGGGGUUGGAUUCUUUUUCUACUCGAGGCCGGCAGGUGCAAUCGCCUUCACCCGCGGAUAUUAUUUCUGUCAACGUUGGCCGUGUUUAUCCGCAUACAUAUUUGACGAACUCCUCUCCCGAGCAGGUCCAACGUCUAGGCCGGCGGUGGCGUGUUACCUGAAGAAGCAAUCUCUGUCCCAUGAAAUAACAUUUAGGCUGGACCUGCCAUGCCCGCUACGUCCACGUUUGUCUACAGGCAAGGGUUCCUUUUCCAAGGAGAUAGCAUUACGGUUUUGGUAGGGAGCAAAGGAUACGGGAGUGUGAAAAAUAAUUUCCUGCCGUUGAUAUGUGGCGGAUUGGAAGAGGAGAAAAGUCCUGGGCCGGGGGAUAUCAAAAUAUUGUUCGAGGGUUGCUUAGGGUAGCUCCGCAUUCUCGCGCGAUAUAGCAGCCAUACUGAGACUAAAGUGGAUGGUUAUUGCCCUCAACCUGACCGCACGGAAUGCUCGUCUAUUGCUCACGGCCAAUGCUUCUUAAACUAUCACUGACAACUUAUUGCUCCAGCGAAUCUUAAUCAUCCUAAAUU